AUGCCUCCGAUAACAGUCAGCCAGGAAGAGCAGCCCCACGAUGAAUUCCUCCAAGAACGCUUUGGGAAGUUGUUCGACAUCAGCAACGAGGCGCUGGUAGAGCUCGCCCUCAGCGUCCGCAGCAAAUACAUCACCAACACCCAAGCCACCGCGAAAGUCCUCGAGCACUGGAUCGGCACCUACAACCUCAUCCACGUCAUUGGAUUCAGCGACGGACUGAAGUACGUGAUCCGCGUGCCUGCAAGCGCCCGCCACGGGCAGAUGUCGGAGGCGGCACAGCGAGCCCUGGUCAGCCAGGCGCGGAUGAUGCGAUUCAUCAAGAAACGAACCAUGAUCCCGAUGCCGGACGUCUUCGACUUCGACGCGGGAUUCGCCAACCCGCUCAAGACGCCCUACAUCGUGCUCAGCUACAUCCCCGGCCGCAUGGUGGCGGAGGCCUGGUUCGACCGGUCCGGCCCCGUGCAACUCGAAGAGAAACGGCUGCGGAUCCUGGACAGUGUGGCCGAGGCGAUGGCGCAGCUGCGCGGGUUCCAGUUUGAGCAGAUCGGGUCGCUCGACGACGACGGUGGCCACGUCUUCCACGUCCAGCAGUGCGGGCCCUUCUCGUCCUCGACCGCGUACCUGCGCCACCGGCUGCAGCGCGUCACCCAGUGGACUGAGAUCCCCAGCGACCGUGGCUGCCGCGUGCUGCUCGACCUGAUGAUCGACUGUCUGCCGCGCUCGACCCGCCGCCGCAGCGACCCCCACGAGUCCUUCGUGCUCAGCGUCCCCGACCUCAGCGCCAAGAACGUCCUCGUCGACGAGCAGGGCGCCGUGACCGGCUUCGUCGACUGGGACGGCGCCCACACCAUGCCGCGCUACCUGGGCUACUCCAGCUUCCCCGGCUGGAUCACCACCGACCUCAACCCGCUGCACUUCAUCUGGGCCGAGGACUUCGAGGAGGCCCCCGGGCUGCUGAAGCAGUACCGGCUGCUGUACAAUCGCAAGAUGCAGGGCCUGCUGCGUGGCUCCGGCGACGCCAAGUUCGUCCACAAAUCCCAUAUUUACGAGGCGAUGCACCUGGCCGUCUGCACUCUACGUCCUCGCCUGGAGAUCGUCACCACCCUCGUCGCCAAGGCGUUCCCCACCAACACGGAGGUGGCCAUGAAUCUCAUCAUGCUGGCGGGUGAGGGAAGACUGUCGACGCAUGAUAAGGAUCAGUUGACCAGAGGCUUUCAGCUGUUGUUCGCGAUCUCUUACUGA
Molecule: messenger RNA, 1242 nt
Organism: Aspergillus aculeatus ATCC 16872
Lineage: Eukaryota; Fungi; Ascomycota; Eurotiomycetes; Eurotiales; Aspergillaceae
Product: aminoglycoside phosphotransferase family protein
Exons: 2
Coding region: 1-1242 (413 amino acids)
Source: RefSeq, a predicted model, not a curated record